ACAGAGUGCAGGGUUCAGGGGUGCGUUACGUACAGAGUGCAGGGUUCAGGGGUGCGUUAUGUACAGAGUACAGGGUUCAGGAGUGCGUUAUGUACAGAGUGCAGGGUGCAGGGGUGCGUUAUGUACAGAGUGCAGGGUUCAGGGGUGCGUUAUGUACAGAGUACAGGGUUCAGGAGUGCGUUAUGUACAGAGUGCAGAGUUCAGGAGUGCGUUAUGUACAGAGUACAGGGUUCAGGAGUGUGUUAUGUACAGGGUGCAGCGUUCAGGAGUGCGUUAUGUACAGAGUGCAGAGUUCAGGAGUGCGUUAUGUACAGAGUGCAGAGUUCAGGAGUGCGUUAUGUACAGAGUG
This is a messenger RNA of Staurois parvus, 349 nucleotides long. The record is from the annotation of a GenBank genome assembly. Lineage: Eukaryota; Metazoa; Chordata; Amphibia; Anura; Ranidae.